Messenger RNA from Cryptosporidium ubiquitum, 1500 nucleotides. RefSeq lists its product as uncharacterized. The record is from RefSeq and is a predicted model, not a curated record. The transcript has a single exon. Bases 1 to 1500 code for a protein of 499 amino acids. Lineage: Eukaryota; Apicomplexa; Conoidasida; Eucoccidiorida; Cryptosporidiidae.
AUGGAAGAAGUUAAAUAUUUGAGGGGAGGAAGAGGAGGAGGGGGAGGCACUUGUGGACGUAAAGCCGCAGGAGGUUAUGUGGGAACGUUCAUGGGAGAAGGAAGGGGAAGAGGAAGGGGAAGAGGAGGGCGUGUUUACAGAGGUAACAGAUUCAUUAGAGAGGGUAAAAUGAGGUUUGGGUCGAUGUAUAGGGAUCAGAGUAAGUUGGAUUUCACAAGAAAAUUGCAGAGCUCUGCUAAAACAACAAGACCUGAUGAACUGGAGGAGAUUAAUUUAGCAGUUGAUUGUAGUAAUAAGGAGAUAGUGGAUAGCAGUGGUCUAGCGACUAGUGAUUUUCGCAUUUUACCAGAUAAGAAAUAUGAUGAGAAGAUUGGAGUAAUCUCUAGUGGGGUUUCUAGCACUGAGGCUAGUGAGUAUUGUAAAAGCCAAGGCUCGAGUCAGAAUCCAAGUCCUAUAGGAUGCUGCCAAGAAAAGUAUAGUACUGUCUCAAAUCUUUACAAUGGUUCAAAACAUUCUCCUGGUUACAAACAUAAGAAGGAUCACUUGCAAAAUACUUAUAAAGGUAGGAAGGUAUUUGACAGUACAAAAACUGAAAAGCUUCCUGGAAUAAAAAGAAAAAGUUUUGAAAGACUUAAUCAAGCUAACCUUGAUUCAGAUGAAGUAACCCAUAUACAAGAAGUUACAAGUUUGAUUAUAAAUCAAGGUACUUCCGAACUACCAGCUUCUGAAGAAAAAAAUCCAGGCAAUGAAGAAGGUCAAGGAGGUUUAAAUCAAAUCCCCAAUAAGGACUUAAACUGUUCAGAGCACCCAAUAAAGGAUCAGGAUGAAAAUAACGGUUCCAAUAGUGCUUGUGAGCACUCCUUAAACAAGUUAAAUCCUCAAAUAAUUGGGCAUGUAAUUAGCUGGAUGAUUGAACGCCAAGAAGAAGCAAUACAAUGGCUUAAAGAAAAUGGUAAGUACCAAUUUGAAGGUGAUACUCAGAUUUCGGGUAAGAAACCCCAAAGGUUUUCUCAGAGUGGAGGAUAUAGGGGGAAAAAACAAGCUUGGAAUGGAGCUAAUCAUCAUGCCAAAAAGGAAAAUCACGAUUUCCCACCAAAAUACAAAAGCCAAAAAAAAAACUCCUCUUCGCAUUUUUCUAAAAUUUCAGUUAAUUCAUUAACCCAGGACAAGAGCGAUAAUUCAGCUCUCGAAAAUUUAGAAUUGCCACAGCAUCAAAAAAAUAGUGAGUUGACCGGUAACAAUAUUCCGGGCACAAACUUUGAUCAAAAGGCCGACUUUCGUUUAAAACAGAGGUUUGGAUACAAUCGAAGAUCCAAUAGAGAGAGGAAUGGUAAUUUCCUGUUUCAAAAUAAAACUAAGGAAGGAGAGUCUUACUGCUCCUCCGGAGUAAGGAGUGGUUCAAAAUGGGGGGAGAAGGGUGGUAACAGAGCUGGAAGUUUUAAUAGUUCUAAGUACAGAGAUCAUCACUACAGAAAACAAUCUCUUCAAAAAGAAUUGUAA